UCAGUCAGCGGCGGUGACUUGUUUAUUUCUUGCAUUUUUCUGAACAGGAUCGAGUCUCCUUUAAAUAUCGCCUUCCGUUCCUGAACGAGAAUCCCGAGUGCGAGCGGAGAUGAUGCUCCCAGAUCCGGUAUGGCAGCGGCCGGUGCUGAUGAGAGCAGCCGUGGACCCCUGCUCUUCCUCAGCAUCAUCAUCAUCAUCAUCAGCGUCUGACGCGGCGCGUCGCGUCCACCAUGCUCGUUCUUCUGGUGUGAAUCGCAGUGUUUCUGGGCUGAGAUGGUUCGGGUCGUCAGUGUUCUGGGUCUGGUGAUGUUCAGCGUCGCUUUGCUUAUUUUAUCGUUGAUCAGUUACGUGUCCAUCAAGAAAGACUUCAUCUUCACCGCUCCCAAAUACUCCAACGCCGGCGGGCCGCGGAUGUACAUGUUCCACACGGGCUUUCGAUCCCAACUGGCCAUGAAGUUCCUGGAUCCCGCGUUCACGUCGCUGAAUAAUGCGCUCAACGAGAACCUGCAGGAGUCCAGCAGCUGGAGGUUCAACCAGAGCGCUUAUUUACAGCAGAGUAAAGAGAUCGCCCAGUACAUCGAUGUAACGCACAACUUCACGCUGAUCAAGAGCAGCGUCCGCUUGGGUCAGCUAAUGCACUACGACUACUCCAGUCACAAAUACGUCUUCUCCAUCGGCGAGAACCUCAGGUCUCUGCUGCCGGACUCGUCUCCCGUCCUCAACAAGCGCUUCAACAGCUGUGCCGUGGUGGGCAACAGUGGCAUCCUCACCGGCAGCCGCUGCGGUGCGCAGAUCGACAGCUACGACUUCGUCUUCCGCUGCAACUUCGCGCCCACCGAGAUCUUCCAUCGUGACGUGGGCCGCCGGACCAACCUGACCACCUUCAACCCCAGCAUCCUGGAGAAAUACUACAACAACUUGCUGACCAUCCAGGACAGGAACAACUUCUACCUGAGCCUGAAGAAGCUGGAUGGAGCCAUCCUCUGGAUUCCCGCCUUCUUCUUCCACACGUCGGCCACCGUCACGCGAACGCUCGUCGAUUUCUUCGUAGAGCACAAGGGCCAGCUGAAGGUGCAGUUAGCCUGGCCAGGAAACAUUAUGCAGUACGUCAACAGGUAUUGGAAGACAAAGCAGCUUUCCCCGAAGCGUCUGAGCACAGGGAUCCUGAUGUUCACGCUGGCCUCGUCUCUGUGUGAACAGGUGCACCUGUACGGAUUCUGGCCCUUCGGUUGGGACCCCAACACAGGCAAAGAGCUGCCCUACCAUUACUACGACAAGAAGGGCACCAAGUUCACCACCAAGUGGCAGGAGUCCCACCAGCUGCCCACCGAGUUCAAACUGCUCUUCAAGAUGCAUGCGGACGGCGUCCUCAAACUCAGCCUCUCCCGCUGCGCCUGAGGUCAGAGGUCAAGGUGUGGGGUUGUUCGGUCUCGCUAAUGGACGGUUGUCGUGAUUGCCCUGGAUUUUAUUUCUGAAACUGUCCACACUGAGCUUGUUAUUGAUAACUAAUGAUAUCAG
Messenger RNA from Carassius carassius (crucian carp), 1518 nucleotides. It is a transcript of the gene st8sia3, whose product is annotated as ST8 alpha-N-acetyl-neuraminide alpha-2,8-sialyltransferase 3. Gene Ontology annotation, biological process: N-glycan processing; oligosaccharide metabolic process. Bases 274 to 1398 code for a protein of 374 amino acids. Gene Ontology annotation, molecular function: alpha-N-acetylneuraminate alpha-2,8-sialyltransferase activity. NCBI's taxonomy places the organism in Eukaryota, Metazoa, Chordata, Actinopteri, Cypriniformes, Cyprinidae. The transcript has 4 exons. The record is from RefSeq and is a predicted model, not a curated record.